AAUAAAAAGUUUUCAGCUAUUAAGGGCAAAACUGGAAAAACUCUCUUCUCUUGAACGUCUCCAACUCUCCCCACACUUGAACUCGGGUUCACCAAAAUGUUCCUCCUCCACCGGCAGCGCGUCGCCGCCCUCCAGCUCCAAAUCCGACGCUACGCCCAAUCCGCCACAGCCGCUCUGCUCCCUCCGGACCCGGAACUCGAACCGGACUUCCCGAGACCGGACCCGAAAUACGCCGAGACAAUCUUCGCCGUUCCACGCGCCGCCUCGGGUAAGAGCAUCUCCGCCAAAGAGCGCAAGGCCGGCCGCGUCCCCAGCAUUGUCUUCGAGCAAGAGGAUGGCCAGCACGGCGGCAACAAGCGCCUCAUCUCUGUACGGACCAACCAAAUCCGAAAACUUGUGGGUCAUCUCGGCCGCUCCUUCUUCCUCUCCAGACUCUUCGACCUCGAGGUUCGCUCCGACUUCGACUCUGAAGACGACGAAGUCGUUGAGAGGGUCCGCGUUUUGCCUCGCAUGAUUCAUUUGCACUCGGCCACGGACGCACCGCUUAAUGUGACCUUCAUAAGGGCUCCUUCUCAUGCUUUGUUGAAAGUCGAUAUUCCUCUUGUAUUUCGGGGAGAUGAUGUCUCUCCUGGAUUGAAGAAAGGUGCCUAUUUAAAUACAAUCAAGAGGACUGUAAAGUUCCUUUGCCCUGCAGAUGUGAUUCCUCCAUAUAUUGAUGUGGAUCUGAGUGAGUUGGAUGUCGGCCAAAAGAUAUUAAUGGGAGAUCUCAAGGUUCAUCCGGCUCUAAAGCUUCUUCAGUCAAAAGAUGAGCCUGUUUGUAAGAUCAUGGGAGCCAGAGUUUCUGAACAAAAGAAAUCUAAAUAACUGCUAUGGUCCGCCCAUUGUCAUGAAAAUGUGCUGGCACCAUUAUCCCUUCUCAGCUAACAUGUUUAUGUGUUCGACCACACAUCUUUUGAUUUGUAAUGGCUGUGAAGGACAGGGCAAUGAAAUGUCAUUGUGAGUUUUCACCCUCAGCUUUUUCGUUUUUGGGUUUCUUUAUCUUUUGAUGAGGGAGCGCUGGCGGUCGAGGAUGCCAUUAAAGGGAGGAAGAAACUGGGUCUGCUUCGUGUAUCUUGUGAAUCUGAUCCGGAAUUCUAUGCUAAUAAGCAUUUUUGUUCAUAGAUGUUCUCAAUGGACACACUUGAAUGGAUGUCCCUUGCUCA
Molecule: messenger RNA, 1202 nt
Organism: Prunus avium (sweet cherry)
Lineage: Eukaryota; Viridiplantae; Streptophyta; Magnoliopsida; Rosales; Rosaceae
Biological process (GO): translation
Cellular component (GO): cytosolic large ribosomal subunit; ribosome
Molecular function (GO): 5S rRNA binding; structural constituent of ribosome
Source: RefSeq, a predicted model, not a curated record